This is a messenger RNA of Dendronephthya gigantea, 2374 nucleotides long. RefSeq names its product importin subunit alpha-7-like. Gene Ontology annotation, biological process: NLS-bearing protein import into nucleus. Gene Ontology annotation, molecular function: nuclear import signal receptor activity; protein binding. The coding region runs from base 128 to 1729 and encodes 533 amino acids. The record is from RefSeq and is a predicted model, not a curated record. NCBI's taxonomy places the organism in Eukaryota, Metazoa, Cnidaria, Anthozoa, Malacalcyonacea, Nephtheidae. The transcript has 13 exons. Gene Ontology annotation, cellular component: nucleoplasm; cytoplasm; nucleus.
UGUCCUGCGCAUGCUCUAUCUCAACCUAGCACAUUGCAGAAGGGACUUUCGUCCAAUUUUGGUUUCCCUUUCCUGUCUUUUCAGUAUUGCAUUGGGAAAGAAAAACAGUGCAAAUACUACCUGAAAUAUGUCGACUGUGAACCAGAACACUCGGUUAAAGUCGUACAAGAAUAAAGGUCUCGACGCCGAGGAACUUCGACGGAGACGCGAAGAAGAAGGUGUGCAAAUUCGUAAAGCGAAACGAGAAGAACAUGUUUUCAAACGCAGAAAUGUGGAAGAGGGACGUUUCGAUUCGACACCCGAACUUGUAGCGUUGUUACACGACCCAGUGGGGCAGGCCAGAUUAGAUAAGCCGAUAAUUGAGAAGUUAUACAGUGAUGUUCCAGAGCAACAGUUACUUGUAACACAACAGCUGAGAAGGUUUUUAUCCAAGGAACCUAAUCCACCCAUUGAAGAGGUAAUCAGCAGUGGUGUUAUCCCAAGACUUAUUGAGUUUUUACAAGGGUCAGACCAUCGCCUUCAGUUUGAAGCUGCUUGGGCUUUAACAAACAUUGCAUCAGGAACAUCGACGCAGACAAGGAAAGUUGUUGAAGCAGGAGCUGUUCCAAUAUUUAUUGUAUUAUUGUCCUCCCCACAUGAAGAUGUUCAAGAACAGGCUGUAUGGGCACUUGGGAAUGUUGCAGGUGACAGUCCUGAAUGUCGAGAUUUUGUCAUUGCUAAUGGCAUGUUGAGACCAUUGAUUGAGAUAUUAUGCGGUACUUCAGAUAAACUUAGUAUGAUGAAGAAUGCAGUUUGGGCAUUAUCAAACUUAUGCCGUGGAAAAAACCCACCACCAGAUUUUUCGAAGGUUUCUAUGUGCCUGCCUAUGCUUGCACGGUUAUUAGUCACAAGUGAACCAAAGUACCAAUCUGAUCCAGAUAUCUUGGCUGAUGCUCGCUGGGCUUUGUCAUAUCUUUCAGAUGGACCAAAUGAGAAGAUUCAAGCAGUGAUAGCUUCUGGUGUAUGCCGAAGAUUGGUUGAAUUAUUGAUGCAUCCCUUCAAUAGCGUUGUCUCGGCAAGUCUGAGGGCUGUAGGAAAUAUAGUCACAGGCGAUGAUGUGCAGACGCAGGUUAUUUUGAACUGUAAUGCUUUGCCGAGCCUUCUUCAUUUAUUGAGUUCAUCGAAAGAAACCAUUCGUAAAGAAGCUUGCUGGACAUUGUCUAAUAUAACUGCUGGCAACAGAGCACAAAUUCAGAUGGUGAUUGAUGCCAACAUCAUUCCCAUGUUGGUGGAAAUCCUUGGUAAAGCUGAGUUCAAAACAAGAAAAGAAGCAGCAUGGGCAAUUACUAAUGCCACGUCUGGAGGAACCCCGGAACAAAUAAGGUAUCUUGUUGAUCAAGGAUGUGUUCCUCCAUUGUGUGAUCUUCUUACUGUCAUGGAUUUGAAAAUCAUCCGUGUUGCACUUAAUGGCCUGGAGAAUAUCCUUAGAGUGGGAGAAAUGGAUGCCAAACAAAGUGGGGAGAACAAUAAAUAUGCUUUAAUUGUUGAGGAAAGUUAUGGAUUGGACAAAAUUGAAUUCCUUCAAAGUCACGAAAAUGAAGAUAUUUACAAGAAAACAUUUGAGAUUUUGGAAAAUUACUUCAACACCGAUGAUGAAGACAACAAACUUGUGCCGCAAACCACAACGGAUCAAGGACAGUUCCAGUUUGCACAAAAUGUUGAUCUUCCACAAGAAGGCUUUCAGUUUUAAUUCAUGCUUGCAGUCAGAAACCCAUAAGAGUGAAUGAGCCCCAAAAGUGGUUGAGUGAAAGAUCCCCUGAAUGUGAAAGAUAGGAUGUAUCUAAAUGAGUGAGCGAGUUCCUUCUUUAUGCAAGUCCCCCCUGAAUGAGAAAGAUACAGAGAGAUUGAAAGUAUAUAUGAUUUCUUGAAUCAGAAAGUGGAAAGCCCAUUUGAAAUGAAAUGUGAAUGAGGCAGAGAUUUGAGAGUAAGAAUGUUACAGUUACAUGAAAGCAGGAAUCCAAUGUGAAUGUUGAAAGUCCCCCAAAUAAUGAGAGUCAAAGUCCACAUUGAAAGUGAGAAAGUUUUACUGAAAGUGAAAGGCAGUAAGUUAAUAAUUAAGCACCUCAGUUAAGAGCUCUAACAAUUGAUUUACUAACCAUGUUAAUAAUGACAAAGAUGCCUGCAAUUGUACAAGCUAAGAACAUAGUUCAUUAAAAUACAAGAGAUCUAUUUACAGUUAAGUUAAUGAGAAUAUAAGGAGGAUGGAUUUGCCCUAGGCAUCCAAAUGGUACUUUUUUAUUAGGAAGUGUUGGUAUAUACAUGCCUUUGAAUAUAAAUAUUGUGUUCUUUCUAAGUACAAAAAAAAUGUUAGUAUUAAUAUCAUUUUUGCAUACUA